Messenger RNA from Acanthamoeba castellanii str. Neff, 2721 nucleotides. Its product is annotated as DEAD/DEAH box helicase domain containing protein. Bases 1 to 2721 code for a protein of 906 amino acids. Gene Ontology annotation, biological process: mRNA splicing, via spliceosome. Gene Ontology annotation, cellular component: catalytic step 2 spliceosome. The transcript has 11 exons. The record is from RefSeq and is a predicted model, not a curated record. Gene Ontology annotation, molecular function: RNA binding; RNA helicase activity; ATP binding. NCBI's taxonomy places the organism in Eukaryota, Discosea, Longamoebia, Acanthamoebidae.
AUGUCAGAUCGCAGACGCUCUGAUCGAGAUGAGCGUGAUGUGCGUCGCAGCGACAGGGAUGACUACCGCAGCGACCGAGAUCGCGACCGCGACGACUACCGCAGCGGCAGCCGCUCCGACAGAGACCGCGACCGCUACGUUUCAGACCGGGACCGCGAUCGCAGCAAGCGCUCGCGCGAGAGGGACGACGGCGCGCGCGGCAGCCGCCGCGACAUCGACGACCAGCGCGACGCCAAGCGCAGGCGCGACGACGACAUCAACGAUCGCGGCUCGCGGGGCUCGUCCUACGCCGACGCGCAGCACGCGCGUGCGAUGGGCGUGACGUCGGCCGGCGCCGACGACGACGGAAUGGAGGUGGUGCAGCCGACCGAGGAGGAGCUCGAGGAGGCGCGGCGCGUGGAGGCCCUCCUCCAGAACUCGUCGGGCGCCCACCACCGCGAGGCCAAGAUCGCCGGCAUCCGCCCGACCGAGAAGUUGUCGGCGAGGCCGGAGCCGGUGUCGAUCGAGGAGCUGGCCAAGCAGCGCGCCCAGGAGAGCGCCAAGCCCAAGUUCCUCUCCAAAGAAGAGAGGCAGCGAUUGGCGUUGGAGAGGCGCGCGGCGCAGGUGAAGGAGAAGCAGGAAAAGACGGCCGAGAUCCGCGAAUCGCGCCAGCAGUUCUUCCACCAGGCCGACGACGCCCCGCCCGCCAAGCCCGACCUCAUCGACGACCGACGCGGCGGGGGCGGGCGUGACCGCGAUCGUGACCGCGAGCGCGACCGUGACCGUGACCGUGAUCGCAGCGAUCGCGAUCGUGACCGCGAGCGCGACCACUGGCGCGACCGCCGCAACGACGACCUCGAGAAGAACCGCGUCGGCGGCGGCGGCGGCGGCAGCGACCGCGGGCGCGAGAGAGCGGACCGCGAUGACCGCGGCGGCCGCGGGCGCGACGAGGCGGGCGACCGCCCGGACCGCGAGCGCGACCGCAGGCGCGAGGAGCUCGAAAAGAAGGAGAACCUCACCCGCGAGGAAUCCCAAGAACUCUCCGAAAUCAAGGCGCACUACCUGGGGCUGAAGAAGGAGAAGCGGAAGGUGGUGAAGCCGAGCGAGAAGUUCAAGUUCGUGUUCGCGUGGGACCUGUCGGAGGACACGUCGCGCGACCACAAUCCGCUCUACAACCAGCGCCUCGACGUGCGGCCCUCGUUCGGCCGCGGCUUCCUGGCCGGCAUCGACCAGAAGCAGCAGCUCAAGGCCUUUGAGGCCGACAAGGACCACUCGCGCGUGGCCCGCGUCGAGCGCCGCCUGGACGAGUCCUACCUCGGGCGGGGCGACACGGGCCGGCACUGGUCGCAGAAGGCCCUGGGCGAGAUGACCCAGCGCGACUGGCGCAUCUUCAAGGAGGACCACAGCAUCUCGACCAAGGGCGGCCGCGUGCCGGUGCCCAUGCGCAACUGGGGCGAGUCCAAGCUCCCCACCGUGCUCCUCGAUGCGAUUGAGAGUGCGGGGUACAAGCAGCCGAUGCCGAUCCAGAUGCAGUCGAUCCCGAUCGGUCUGCAGGGCCGCGAUCUGAUCGGUCUGGCCGAGACGGGCUCCGGCAAGACCUGCGCCUUCGUCCUCCCCAUGCUCGUCUACAUCUCCAAGCUGCCCCCCAUGACCGCCGAAAACGCCGCGGACGGGCCGUACGCGCUGAUCAUGGCGCCGACGCGGGAGCUGGCGCUGCAGAUCGAGCAGGAGGCGGCCAAGUUCGCCAGCGCGAUGGGCUUCCGCACGGUGGCGGUGGUGGGCGGCCAGUCGAUCGAGGAGCAGGGCUUCUCGCUGCGCCGCGGUGCCGAGAUUCUCAUCGCCACGCCCGGCCGGCUGGUCGACUGCCUCGAGCAGCGCUACGUGGUGCUCAACCAGUGCAACUACGUCGUGCUCGAUGAGGCCGAUCGGAUGGUGGACAUGGGCUUCGAGGUGCAGGUCACCACCAUCCUCGACGCCAUGCCCUCGUCCAACCUCAAGUCCGAAGACGAGACCACGGCCGAGGAGCAGAUGGCCGCACUCCAAGAGGAGAAGCCCGACCACGUGUACAGAACGACGGUCAUGUUUUCGGCCACGAUGCCGGUCGCCGUCGAACGCCUCGCCAGAAAGUAUCUGCGGCAUCCGGCGGUGAUCCAGAUCGGCGAGGUGGGCAAGGCCGGCGAGAAGAUCGAGCAGCGCGUCGAGUUCGUGAAGGGCGACAACGACAAGAAGAACAAGCUCCUCAACCUCCUCUACUCGGGCAUCGCGCCGCCCAUCAUGGUCUUCGUCAACCAGAAGAAGAACUGCGACAUCCUCUCGCGCGCCAUCAACAAAGCCGGCUUCCGUUCGGCGACGCUGCACAGUGGCAAGAGCCAGGAACUGCGUGAGGAGGCCAUGGACGGCUUCAAGGCCGGCACCAUCGACAUCCUGGUGUCGACGGACGUGGCGGGUCGUGGUAUCGACGUGAAGGGCGUGACGCACGUGAUCAACUACGACAUGGCCAAGUCGAUCGCCGACUACACGCACAGGAUCGGCCGUACGGGCCGCGCGGGCAUGAAGGGCGUGGCCGUCUCCUUCAUCACCAACGACGACGCGGACCUGUUCUACGACCUCAAGCAGAUGCUCCAGGCCUCGGGCAACCCGGUGCCCAACGAGCUGGCCCACCACCCGGCGGCCAAGAUCAAGCCGGGCGCCGCCGGGACGCAGGGCAAGACCCGACGAGAGACCGUCAUCUACGCCCCCUAG